Molecule: messenger RNA, 483 nt
Organism: Rotaria sp. Silwood1
Lineage: Eukaryota; Metazoa; Rotifera; Eurotatoria; Philodinida; Philodinidae
Source: the annotation of a GenBank genome assembly
AUGAACUAUCUCACCUUUAUAUUUAAAUAUUUAUUAUCAAAUAAUAUUCAAUCUGUACAUGUGAUUAAUUUGAAUUAUGAUAUUGAUAAAGAAAAACAAGUACUAAAUGGAGAUCUAGCAAUUUAUUUAUUUCAAUCUGAUUCUCAAAUUAAACAUAUUACUAUAAAUGAUUGUACUCUUUAUAUUAAUAAUGAUGAUAUUGGUAUUUGUACUCGAUUAACACAUGUUUCAGUUGUACUUGAAGGAAUGCAUCCAAUAAAAAUUCGAAGUCAAGAAUGUAUUGUUCAAGAACCACCUAAUACUAAAGGAAUAAAAUCAUGUAGUACAUUUCAUUCAAUUACUUUUACAGGAUGGAUUAAAUAUUUUGAUCAUAUGGACAUGUUCUUUGCUAAUUUUGGAUCGACAAUUGAAAGUCUCUUUUUAAACAUUGAUUUAAUGUUUCUUACAGUGGAUGGUAAACGACUUCAACACAGGAUCUAUUAG